Molecule: messenger RNA, 3662 nt
Organism: Chinchilla lanigera (long-tailed chinchilla)
Lineage: Eukaryota; Metazoa; Chordata; Mammalia; Rodentia; Chinchillidae
Gene: Trib2
Product: tribbles pseudokinase 2
Exons: 3
Coding region: 719-1750 (343 amino acids)
Biological process (GO): protein phosphorylation; positive regulation of proteasomal ubiquitin-dependent protein catabolic process; regulation of MAP kinase activity
Cellular component (GO): nucleus
Molecular function (GO): ATP binding; protein kinase activity; mitogen-activated protein kinase kinase binding
Source: RefSeq, a predicted model, not a curated record
UUUUUUUUUUUGGAGCGCCCUAGCAAUCUCGGAAAAGCCUCAGACGCCACCUACAGUUGAGUCGUGGGUAACUGCCCUCUCCGGCAGCGGCCACCCCUCCCUUCCACGCCCCCCACCCUUUCCACCCAAAAAAGGGGGUGCAGCGCGUAUUCGGGCUGCUUUGCUUCGCGAGAGCCGGUAGACCCGUGCUAAUUUCCUUUCCUUUCCUUUUUUUUUUCGUUUUUUUCUUUUUCUUCUUUUUUGUUUGAUUUCUAACGCGUACAGACUGAGCCACUGCCGUGCGCGCCAGGAAAAUUGCACAAAACUCCUAGGGAUUCUCUGAGCUCUGGAAAGCCGCCCAGGGAUCGCUUCUGGAAACCGGGCUCGGCAGCUCCGUACCUUAUUUCUCAUCCAGAUCCACGUUGGAAAAAAGAGGGAGAGAGAAACUAAGAGCGCGGCGAUUCUGCACAUUUUGGAUAACAAAAGGACCCGAGUUGGCUGCGCACCGAGCACCCCCGGGAGCCGGGCGGAGCGGACGGGGUGCAGGCGGCGCCCACGGGGACUCCUGACUCCUUCCCUGCGUGGCCCUUCGCCUGUGCCCUCUCUAGUCCCCUCCUAACGCCCGUAUCCAGGAGGCGCCUGCAGCCUGCAGCGCUCGCCCGCGACUCCUGUCCUCCGGGUGUGUGUGUGUGCGUGCGCGCGUGUGUGUGUGUGUUGGUCGUGUGCGAUCCCCACACCCAUGAACAUACACAGGUCCACCCCCAUCACAAUAGCGAGAUAUGGACGAUCGCGGAACAAAACCCAGGAUUUCGAAGAGUUGUCGUCUAUAAGGUCCGCCGAACCUAGCCCGAGUUUCAGCCCGAACCUUGGCUCCCCGAGCCCGCCCGAGACUCCGAACUUGUCGCAUUGCGUGUCUUCCAUCGGAAAGUACUUGCUGUUGGAACCUCUGGAGGGGGAUCACGUUUUCCGUGCCGUGCAUCUGCACAGCGGAGAGGAGCUGGUGUGCAAGGUGUUUGAGAUCAGCUGCUACCAGGAGUCCCUGGCCCCAUGCUUCUGCCUGUCCGCACACAGCAACAUCAACCAGAUCACCGAAAUCCUCCUGGGCGAGACCAAAGCCUACGUGUUCUUUGAGCGGAGCUAUGGGGACAUGCACUCUUUCGUCCGCACCUGCAAGAAGCUGAGGGAGGAGGAGGCCGCCAGACUGUUCUAUCAGAUCGCCUCGGCGGUGGCGCACUGCCACGAUGGGGGGCUGGUGUUGCGAGACCUCAAGCUGAGAAAGUUCAUCUUCAAGGAUGAAGAGAGGACCCGGGUCAAGCUAGAAAGCUUGGAAGACGCCUACAUCCUCCGGGGAGACGAUGAUUCCCUGUCUGACAAGCAUGGCUGCCCCGCCUACGUCAGUCCGGAGAUCCUAAACACCAGCGGCAGCUACUCCGGCAAGGCCGCGGACGUGUGGAGCCUGGGCGUGAUGCUGUAUACCAUGUUGGUGGGUCGCUACCCUUUCCAUGACAUUGAGCCCAGUUCCCUCUUCAGCAAGAUCCGGCGAGGCCAGUUCAACAUUCCAGAGACCCUGUCGCCCAAGGCCAAGUGCCUCAUCCGGAGCAUUCUGCGGCGGGAGCCCUCUGAGAGGCUGACCUCGCAGGAAAUUCUGGACCAUCCUUGGUUUGCUACAGAUUUUAGCGUCUCGAAUUCAGGGUAUGGUGCUAAGGAAGUGUCGGACCAGCUGGUGCCGGAUGUCAACAUGGAGGAGAACUUGGACCCUUUCUUUAACUGAGCUCGGUCCCAGGCAGAGACUUAGCAGGUACCAGGAGCAAGAGAGGGCCCCAGAGAGGACUUCUUCCAGAGGGAGACAUGUGGCCUGGCUGGCCAGUCAGAAAGACACACGCGUUUGCGAGUUUUGUGGUCCAAAGCAGGCAGAUCUUCAAGGAGCUGAUUAAACAUGUAGUGUAGGAGGGCAAGAGACAUGGGCUCAAGGUUGGGGUCAGAUGAUGGGGUCCCCUGGAGCUUCUCUUCCUUUAUGAGACCCCUCUUUGCCAGUUGGACCUCUUCUGCCUACCCCACCUUCCAUUCUGUUCCAAACUAGUUGCAGAUCUUGAUAGAAUCAAAACUCUGCCUCAAACACACCUCUUGGCAUUGCACUGUUAGCAUUUAACUUCUUGUUAUGAUUCAGGGAAGGAACAAUUGGCUGAGGACUUUUUUUUUUAAAAAAAAACAAGCCAACCACCUAUGUGACAAUUAGUGGGAUUUGCUUAAAAAACAAUUCGGUGCACACAGACGAACCUGGAACCCGGGUGCUAAACUAAAAGGAAGAACAACCACAACAAAAAUCCAGUCGGUGUCUCGUAAUGGCUCUCUUCAGCUCAUCUUCUGAAUAAACCAUUUAAUAUCCUGGUUAGGAAACGACGCAUAGACGCAUUGCUUUCUGAAGGGGGAAAAUCUGUUCUCUAACAGGCUCUUCUGUUUUGUGUCAGCUGGCUGGUGGCAGGAAGCUAUUAGAAGUCAAACUUCCAAAGCAUUACUUUUAUCACGGUCUGAAGGUGAAAAAGGGGAGAGGACAGGAAAAGAGCAAUUCCACGCCCUUUUGACUUGUUUUCCCUGAAAGUAGUGAGGGUUUGCAUGGUGGGCGUUCUUUGCUGAGAUGAUAUGGCCAGCCCAAGAGGCCAGGAAGCUCCUGGAGUCUGACGUCUUUGCAGACAUUCUGAUUGCAGCUCCAUAUUUUGUCUUUGUUUGAUGGGAAACUAGUGAAACAAAGCAGGUUGUCCCACAUGUAUAAAAUACAGGGCAGCUAUUUAGUUUUCUUUACCAAGAAUGAUCCUUUUGGCUUGGAAGGCCCUCUGGUUUGGACAGAAAAAGUGGAAAGUAUAAUAAGCUGAAAGCUAGGAUGAUAUAAAUAAAAACAGCUCUCUAUCCCAAUACGCACCUUUGUAUUUUGAGAACUCUUCUAUUUAUUAAGGAAAAUGUCACAUUGUGAUGUAUUAAGCCAGUACUUCAAUUACGGGUCGACUUGGGAUGACAUGUUACAUGCUGUAGUUAACAUUUAUAAUAUUUUUUUCUCGUUUGAGUAUUUCUGUCCCUGAAAUAACCUUUGAUUUGGCUUUUCUAGAUAGCUUUAUUUGAUUUCGAGUGGCAAAGAUGUUUUUUAUUCUGCUUUUUUCUAUUGCUGUAUGAUACAGAGCUCUUUUGGCAUAAAUAUUUGUGUUUCUAGUACCUCAGUUGUUUGGAUUUUACUGCCUGUAUAUGUUUUGUGAAAUGGUCCUGUUUUUUGGGUAGGUAACACGUGGACUCUAGUAUGUAAAUGUUACUUGAAUCUGUGCUUUAUUCUAGUACGUGGCAUGUGUGUGUGCGGACUCUUUGAUGCCCUGUGCCUGUGCAGCCAGAGUCCCUGUCCCCAGGCGAGCAGCUUCCCUGUUCACAAUCAGGAGACAAGGCGGCCAUGGAGACGCCCUUGAUUUUAUUUUGAUAACGAAGAGAUAGAGGAGAGAGGUUUUUUACAUUCUGAAGAUGGUGCUGCAUCAAGAAGGACCUUAAUUCUUCCCUCUCCCCUAUUUUUUAAGUACCUGGUAGAAGGAAAGAGUGAUGACGUGCAUGGUGGGGAUCUAUGGCCUCUGGUGCUCUGUCCUGUAUUUGGUUUAAUGUUUUUGUCCUAAUCUCUUCAAAUCAAUAAAAUUGUGCGUAUUUAACUAAAA